GGGCGGGGCUCCGAGCGAGAGCGGAAAAAGGAGCGUGGGUAGGCCGUACCUUGCGAGGUGCCAGCCGGACAACGUGCUUGCAAGCAUGCUCCGCUGUACCCGAGCCUGGAGGCUCCCCCUUGAGGGGCUCGGCCCGCACAGUCCUAGCUUCGCGAGGGUGCCUGUCGCACCCAGCAGCAGCGGCGGCCGAGGGGAGGCCGAGCCGAGGCCGCUUCCGCUUUCCUACAGCCUUCUGGACGGGGAGGCAGCCCUCCCGGCCGUCAUUUUUCUGCACGGGCUCUUCGGCUGCAAAACUAACUUCAACUCCAUCGCCAAGGCCUUCGCCCAGCAAACAGGACGUAGGGUGCUGACGGUGGAUGCUCGUAACCACGGUAACAGCCCCCACAGCCCAGACAUGAGCUACGAGAUCAUGAGCCAGGACCUGCAGGACCUCCUGCCCCAGCUGGGCCUGGUGCCCUGUGUCGUCGUUGGCCACAGCAUGGGAGGGAGGACAGCCAUGCUGCUGGCACUACAGAGGGUGAUACACCCAAGCCCCCCGGAUGCUAUUGUAGACCGGGACCUGUCAAGGGAAGAUUGGUACCCCCAGUCCGCACAAGGAACCCCCCCAACUGCUGCACUUCCACAGAACCUGGCCGUACGGCAGCACCUGCUCACCAACCUGGUAGAGGUAGACGGGCGUCUCGUGUGGAGGUUGAACUUGGAUGCCCUGGCCCAGCACCUAGACAAGCUCUUGACUUUCCCACAGAGGCAGGAGUCCUACCUCGGACCAACACUCUUUCUCCUUGGUGGAAACUCCCAAUUCGUGCAUCCCAGUCACCACCCUGAGAUUAUGCGGCUCUUCCCUCGGGCCCAGAUACAGACGGUGCCGAACGCUGGCCACUGGAUCCACGCUGAACGCCCACAGGACUUCAUAGAUGCUAUCCGAGGCUUCCUGGUCUAAGAGUUGCUGGCAAGAAGGGGGCUGGGCGCAGUGGCUCAUGCCUGUAAUUCCAGCACUUUGGGAGGCUGAGGUGGGAGGAUCACUUGACACCAGGAGUUCGAGAGUAGCCUGGCCAACAUGGUGAAACCCCAUCUCUACUAAAAGUACAAAAAUUAGCCUG
Mandrillus leucophaeus (drill) is the source of this 1100-nucleotide messenger RNA. It is a transcript of the gene ABHD11, whose product is annotated as abhydrolase domain containing 11. The record is from RefSeq and is a predicted model, not a curated record. Gene Ontology annotation, cellular component: mitochondrion. The coding region runs from base 86 to 940 and encodes 284 amino acids. The transcript has 5 exons. Gene Ontology annotation, molecular function: catalytic activity. NCBI's taxonomy places the organism in Eukaryota, Metazoa, Chordata, Mammalia, Primates, Cercopithecidae.